GGCGAAUAGGCGAUCAAUCAUUUAAGUUUUUUUUAUUUUUUUUUAUUUUAAGGAUAUUCAGAAUCGGGGAUCUGUGUCAGUGUACGGACUCUCAGAGUGGCGAUUUUUGACUCGGUUCGAGAACAUAAUGGGUGUAUAUCUCAGCUCCCCUAAAACUGAGAAGGCAUCAGAAGAUGGUGAAAAUGAGAGGCUCCGAUAUGGUUUAUCUUCAAUGCAGGGGUGGCGUGCAACCAUGGAAGAUGCCCAUCAAGCUUAUCUAGAUUUUGACAGUUCCACUGCCACGUCGUUCUUUGGUGUUUAUGAUGGUCAUGGAGGCAAGGCUGUGGCUAAGUUUUGUGCCAAGCAUCUUCACCAGCAGGUACUCAGGCAUGAAGCGUAUAUCGCUGGAGAUAUAGGCACUUCUUUGCAGAAUGCUUUCAUGAGAAUGGACGAGAUGAUGUGUGGGCAGAGAGGGUGGAGAGAAUUAGCUGUACUGGGAGAUAAAAUUGAUAAAUUUUCUGGUAUGAUAGAAGGUUUAAUAUGGUCACCUAGGAGUGGAGAAGUUAAUGAGCUUAUGGAUGAUUGGCCAUCUGAGGAGGGACCGCAUUCUGAUUUCCAUGGGCCGACUUCUGGAUGCACAGCUUGUGUUGCAAUUAUUCAAAACAACCAACUUGUUGUUGCCAAUGCUGGUGAUUCUCGUUGUGUACUGUCCAGGAAGGGGCAGGCAUAUAAUUUGUCAAAAGAUCACAAGCCUGACCUUGAGGUUGAGAAGGAUAGGAUUCUGAAAGCUGGCGGUUUUAUCCAAGUUGGACGUGUUAAUGGAAGCUUAAACUUGUCAAGGGCAAUUGGGGAUGUGGAAUUUAAGCAGAACAAAACAUUGCCUGCUGAAAAGCAGAUUGUCUCUGCCGAACCAGACAUUAAUACUGUUGAGCUUUGUGAUGAUGAUGAGUUUGUUGUGCUUGCUUGUGAUGGGAUUUGGGAUUGCAUGUCGAGCCAACAACUAGUGGAUUAUGUCCGAGAGCUUUUAAUCACUGAGAAUAAACUUUCGGCAAUAUGUGAGCGAGUUUUUGAUAGAUGUUUGGCACCAUCAGCUGGAGGUGAGGGAUGUGACAACAUGACCAUGAUCUUGGUGCAGUUCAAAAAACCUACCACUUCAUGUGCUUCUGUCCAGGUGCAGUCUCAGCAUCUACAUCGACCAUGUGAGACCAACAAAAUUCAAAUGGAGACUAUGAAAAGUUCAUCGGAGACUGAUAAAAGUUCCGCGGGGAGUGAUAAUUGCCACGUAGAGUAUGAUAACCAUAGCAGUAGCUCGUUGCUCUGACCUAUUGGCAACCAUUCCGUGAAAGCUGAAGUUUUGGUGAGCGAUAAGACUCAAUAUCCCUGAUUUCACAUUUAGGAAGUAAAUUCGCAUGACGCGAAUAUAAAUUCUCGUAGCUUAUGAUUAAUUUUGCCCCCUCUGAUUUUAUUUUAUUUUGGUUCUGUACAUGUUUGUUAUGGGCACCAUGAGACCUAAAUGUUUUGUUGUCAAUGGAUUCGCAUGUAGAUAUACUGAUAAGCCGGUGAACAAGUUGUUUGAACUUGACUGCAAUUGCCUUUGUAUUUGUUGGAAAUGGAAGUCAAUAUCCUAUGUUUUAAGCAUUCUGCUUCUCCCUUUUACAAUAGGGGAAAAGUUGGGUAUGAAUGAGCAA
Tripterygium wilfordii is the source of this 1667-nucleotide messenger RNA. Its product is annotated as probable protein phosphatase 2C 21. The transcript has 11 exons. Gene Ontology annotation, molecular function: cation binding; protein serine/threonine phosphatase activity. The coding region runs from base 128 to 1300 and encodes 390 amino acids. Lineage: Eukaryota; Viridiplantae; Streptophyta; Magnoliopsida; Celastrales; Celastraceae. The record is from RefSeq and is a predicted model, not a curated record. Gene Ontology annotation, biological process: protein dephosphorylation.